AUGUACACACACACCCUCAAGGCUGUUACUGCAUGUUGCCUCAUGCCAUGAAGGCUUCGAUUAUCAACCUGUUACAUAUGUGACUUGGUGAAUUGAAUCCUGCAGGAGUUCCUUACACCUAUAUAUAUCUCCAGUGCCCAAUUGCACAGUGAGCCAACGGUCGUUUAUCCCAGCACUAAACUGCAAUGUACCAAUCCAUCAAAAAAGUCUUAGAACAAUGCGGCAUUCUUUUCUGCACCAUCAUGAUAUCAGAAUACCUUGGAAACGCUUUCAGCGUCGUAUUUGAAGGGCUCGGGGGGCGGUUUCCGCCACCCGGUGAAGCUCCUGGUCAUGAGGAGCGCAUGGCCACGACGAACGCAGUUUUUGAUCGCGUUGAGGAAUAUUCUUUGCAGGUCGUCGGCGAGCUCGGAGUGAGCAACAGACGCCUCCAAAGUCUGACAGGUUCUCUCAAGUCAGGUGUUAAACAUGUUGUGACCAUUGGAGAUUUUAUGGAGCAGCACACAUACCUUGCGCAGCUUCCGGGCAUUGCGAUUAGCAUCAUGGUGCUACUUUCCCAAGGGUUUCUUGCCAUGAUUCUCCAGAUAGUGAAGGGUAAAAUUUUUACGUGGUUGCUAUGGUACUUAAUUGGCCUCGUCGUGCCAAAGCGCAGGUAGUUCGCGAUGCUUCAGUGCUUCACUAUGAUGAGAGGAGCGCGCGCGCGGCCGUAGAGCUGGUGCGAGGUUCCGUGAAUGUUUGGUUCGCGACUAACUCAACCCUCUGUUACGUUUGUACAAAUAUUACUUACAUGCACGAUUUUUGAUACUUGAAGUUCGCUCGUCGGUCAGCAUCAUAUAUCCAACAUAUAUCCGUAGUAGGCAGCAGUAUUUCAUGCACCCUGUAAGGGAAAAAUCAAUGUUUGACGCAGUCCUCAGAACAACCCAGGACC
Suillus plorans is the source of this 925-nucleotide messenger RNA. RefSeq lists its product as uncharacterized. Bases 186 to 653 code for a protein of 155 amino acids. The record is from RefSeq and is a predicted model, not a curated record. The transcript is spliced from 3 exons. Lineage: Eukaryota; Fungi; Basidiomycota; Agaricomycetes; Boletales; Suillaceae.